Molecule: messenger RNA, 2462 nt
Organism: Lactuca sativa (garden lettuce)
Lineage: Eukaryota; Viridiplantae; Streptophyta; Magnoliopsida; Asterales; Asteraceae
Product: scarecrow-like protein 30
Source: RefSeq, a predicted model, not a curated record
CACUAGAAACUCAAAGCCAUCCUAGGAUCCUCCUAAAAAUAACCUAACCAACGCAGACUGCCGCCCUUCACUUGCCGGUGAUGAACGGUUGCGUCACCCACGAUUCUGACGGAGCUAGUCCGCAUGCAUCUAAUAUAUGACGGUCCCCACCAGUCCACUACCGCCAUUGAUCUCUUCGUCCUCCUUGUUUCUCCCAAAUGCAUCAUCCCUCUGCUAGUUUGUUAGGUAACAUGAUCCACAAUCUCUCUCCUGAUUAAUAAAAUUAUUCAAUCCACAUUGUUUUCCAUUCUUCUGCAUUAUGUCGGUUUUCGGAUUCUAUAUAAUUAAACUGACUUCAUCUUUAGUCCAUCACCAUCAACAUCACCACCUCCACAGUCCACCCACCACCAUCAUAUCACCAUUAGCCAGCAGCGAUGAACACCCUCCUCCAGCUUCAAUGCCCAACCCCAGUUGAUAACAUGUUGAGGAAAACUAUCUCUCCCGGAGACCGACAGCUCGAAACCCCUCAGCUGGUGUACAGUCAAAUGGUGCGCCACAAAACCCCGCCACCGGAGAAGAAAGGGUGGUGUUCUUGUGGCUGCACUGAGUGCAAUGACCCGACGGUUCCACACGACUACUUUGAUGCUGUUCUGGAUUACAUUAACGAUAUGCUCAUGGGGGAAGAAGAUGACCUGAUCAACAAAUCAUCCAUGUACCAUGAUUGUUCUGCUCUCCAAGCCACCGAGAAAUCGUUCUAUGAUGUUAUUGCCCAGAAACAGCCUACUUUUCCUUCCAGCAUUGAAGCAUUGGAUCUCAAUUUGUCUUCGAAUCAAUGUCCGGGAGGCCAUUUUGUUGGAAAUCCGACAGGGGUUUCUCUGAGGGGAAAGAAGAACCGGCAACCUUCGGAAUGUGGUGGUUUUGAGCAACACAGAAGUAACAAGCACUUAGCGGGUGGUCGUCGUGAGGAAGAGCUAAUGGAUACUGAAAUCACAGCCAAGAUCGACAAGCUCCUACUUUGUCCUGGCUCAAAGGAAGUCGGAUUGCAUGAUGAGCUCGCUUGUUGUCCCUUUGACAACCCUGCGAAUCCAUUAAUCAAAGGAAAACAAAGAAGAAAGAGAAAUGAUCCCAACAAAGAGAUCGUUGACUUGAAGAGUCUACUCACUCAAUGCGCACAAGCCGUUUCAUCAAACAACACACCAAGGGUAGAAACAUUUCUCAAGAAGAUACGUAAUCACUCCUCUCCUCGUGGAGAUUCUGAGGAGAGAAUGGCACAUUACUUUGCUGACGCCCUUGAGGCCCGUUUUUUAGGCACCGGAAUGGAUCUCUAUGCAAAUUUAGCCUCAAGUAAGAUCACCGCUUCCGAUAUUGUUAAAGCUUAUCAGGUUUACGUCUCGGCUUGCCCUUUCAAGAAAAUGUCUAAUAUCUAUGCCAACAAAAUGAUUGGAAACCUCGCGAGAGGUUCCCCAAAGCUUCACAUCAUCGAUUUUGGGAUCCUAUAUGGUUUCCAAUGGCCCUGUCUCAUUCAGGGCCUUUCAGCAAGGCCCGGUGGGCCCCCAAGUAUUAGGAUUACAGGAAUUGAUUUUCCUCAGUCAGGCUUUCGUCCGGCUGAAAGAGUUGAAGAGACAGGAAAUCGCCUAGCUGAAUACUGCAAAAGAUUCAACGUCCCAUUUGAGUAUCACGCGAUAGCAAAACAAUGGGAUAGUGUUACAAUCGAAGAUCUCAAAAUCAACAAGGACGAGAUUCUCGUGGUUAAUUGCUUGUAUCGAUUAAGGAAUGUACCCGAUGAGACCGUACUUGGAGCAAUGGAGUGUCCACGGGAGUCAGUCUUGAAGUUGAUAAGGACUAUCAAGCCACAUAUGUUCCUCCACGGGGUUGUGAAUGGGAACUACAACACCCCAUUCUUUUUGACACGAUUCCGUGAGGCCUACUUCAACUUCUCGGUGCUAUUCGAUAUGUUUGAGGCAGCAUUGCAUCGUGAAGACGAGGAGAGGUUAUUGUUUGAGAAGGAGGUGAUUGGUCGGGAACUGAUUAAUGUGAUAGCAUGUGAAGGAACAAAGAGGAUUGAGAGGCCGGAGACGUAUAAGCAGUGGCAAACUAGGAAUGAGAGGGCAGGGUUUGUGGCGAUGCCGAUGAACCGAGACAUAAUGAAGGAGGUAAGGGCGAAGGUGAAAAUUGGGUUUCAUAAGGAUUUCAUGGUGGAUGAUGAUGGACAUUGGAUGGUGCAAGGGUGGAAGGGGAGGGUGAUCUAUGCUAUUUCCUCAUGGAAGAUAACAUAGCCGUUUGAUGGAGAUUUAUUUGGACUCGUCUUUUAGAUGAUACAUCAUUAUACCUUAGAGAUUUUGAGUUCAAAUCUUUCUUUCACUUUAAUUAAAUAAGUUAUGUUGUUUUUAUUAUCUAAGUAUACCAUAAUAAUAUAGCAAGUUAUGUUGUUUUUAGUAUCUAAAUAUACAAAAUAAUACAGGACAACUAUCGUCCUUCAUGUA